AUUAACGUUUCGCUGUUUGCUUCAUCAACAGUUUAUUAAGUAACAAAAUUAAAUAAUGAAUUUCGACAAUAAAGUAGUCAUUGUUACUGGCGCCAGUGCUGGCAUUGGGGCAGCUACAGCCAUACAAUUUGCUAAAGAAGGUGCUGACGUUACUCUAGUAGGAAGAAAUGAGGAUAAACUAGCGAAAGUAUCUGCAGAGUGCGCUAAAUACGGCAAGAACCCUCUAGUGAUCAAAGCUGAUGUGUCAAAGGACGAGGAAGCGAAAACAAUCGUCGCACGAACAAUCCAGACGUUCGGUAAACUUGACGUCCUUGUUAACAAUGCUGGCAUAUUCAUCCCUGAUGAUAUUUUGGAACCCAAUUACAUGGAAACGUUUGAUCUAACAAUCAACACAAACCUGCGACCAGUGGCGCUAAUUACUAAUCAAGCAUCACCUCAUCUCAUUCAAACUAAAGGAAAUAUUGUCAACGUAUCAAGUAUCGACGCCACAAUGGUUAAAAUUCCCAAGUUCUCGGCAUAUUUUGCUUCCAAAGCGGCUAUUAACCAUUUCACAAGAUGCAUUGCUUUGGAAUUAGCUCCUCAUGGAGUCAGAGUGAAUACUGUAAGUCCCGGACCAGUUUAUACAGAGAUAUUUGAAAGGGCCGGUCUUGGAGGAAUGAUUCCUGAUAUGCAAUCAAGUACAGCACUUAAUAAAAUUUCUGAACCAGAGGAGAUCGCUGAUUUAAUUUUGUUCUUGGCAAGCGACAAAGCAAAGAGCGUAACUGGUUCGGACUAUGUAUGUGAUAAUGGCAUGAUUUUAAAGUAAAUAUUAGUUUUUAGAUUCAUUACACGUGAUUUACACC
Manduca sexta (tobacco hornworm) is the source of this 842-nucleotide messenger RNA. RefSeq lists its product as uncharacterized. Lineage: Eukaryota; Metazoa; Arthropoda; Insecta; Lepidoptera; Sphingidae. The record is from RefSeq and is a predicted model, not a curated record. The transcript has a single exon. Bases 56 to 805 code for a protein of 249 amino acids.